This is a messenger RNA of Ostreobium quekettii, 4269 nucleotides long. The record is from the annotation of a GenBank genome assembly. NCBI's taxonomy places the organism in Eukaryota, Viridiplantae, Chlorophyta, Ulvophyceae, Bryopsidales, Ostreobiaceae.
UUCACGGAGCUGUCCAGGGACGCCGAGUCCAUGACUCCCUUCCUGCCGGGGGCAGCUCUCCCGAAGGGCACCGGCCACUUCUACUUCCGAGCAUUUGCCUUCUUCUCCAGCCCCUUCAGGAGCCUCAGCCGGCACGAUGUCAUCGUCAACUCAGGCGAGAUCGUUGCUGUUGCUCCUUCAGCUGACCGGUGCGGCGCCGAACUGGUUGGCUAUCUCUCACCCACGGAAUGCACGGAUCCGGCCGCCCCCAUUAAGGGGGCCAUCUGCAUUGGAUUGAGAGACGGGGUGCCGGAAGCCUUUUUCGGGAAGAGGUCCUUCCUGGCCCCCCAGCCCCACUGCGUGAAGCUGCCAUACCAACGAAAAGAGAUAGAACAGCUGGCGUGCCACAAGGCGACCCUCUCUGUGGCGUCGCCGGUGCUCCUAACAUCUGACGGGCCCUUCACGAAUAGAGACAGCAUUGAGGUCAUCGCCCAGUUCAGCUUUGAUGAUGUAAUCGUUUCCCGGCAGACUUUUGACGUCUACGGUCCCCCGGGAGCAAGUCUGAACUCUGUAACUCCUGCUUCGGUGGACCGAACUUAUUACCUGGAUGUCGGCCUUCAUUACCCACACGGCGUAACCAAGAUGUGCGUGAACGAGGCCUACCUAAAGGGACGCAGGAUGUAUCCGGUCAAUUGCAUUAUCAUCAACAAAGCUGAUGCCCAGGCGCUUCCAGUUCUCGUUCAAGACUUUGCGAUCCAGCCACUGGUUCCGACCACGGCCACCUUGCCGGAAUAUCCUGUCGCGCCGUACAAAACUGGAAUUCAUGACAGUGACCGCAGCGGUGAGGGAUAUGAGUACGCAUCUGCCAGGGCCAGCACAAUGGACGGGCAAGAGCAAAUCGAACGUCGAGGCAAGGAGAAGAUCACCACCGUGGCGCUCUUGGCAGGCUCGAUCCACGACUUCCUGACGCCCGAGAGCGCAUCCCGCCAUGCCAUCCAGGAUAUUUCGUAUCGCCAGGCGCUGGUUACUGCUCCCGGAGUGACGUCCGUCGCUCCACUGAGUCGCUACGAGGAAACCACGGCGGGCGUGCUGGAAAGCACAGCGCCAUGGCUGAAACUACAACGCACAUCCAUGGAAGGGGCCUUCAGACGACUUGCCGGCGCCGUAGACUCCUCGGAGCCGUUCCCUGCUGCUCUGCGCAGACUGGGAUUCGUCCUCAGCGACGACGUCAUCCCUGGAAGCAUCGACGGCCUCCUGAGCUGCAUUGGGUACUCGAUGACGGGGAAGAGCGACGUUCUGAACGGCGUGGCGCUAGCGGCGUGCCCAGAGCUGCCCGAUUUCCUGCGGCCCGCCGUCAGCAGAUACCUGUACGAACAACCUCACGCGCUGGUGCACGCGAUGGGCCUGCUGCCGGAGGUUCUCCCAAGCGAGCACGGCGCUCGUGCUCUUGUGGGGGACAAGUCCAGCUACGGAACCAUCACGGACUUGUUCCGGGGCUUCUGUUCCGAUACCGACCCGCGGACUUGCUUGAGGCACCACGGCUUCGUGUUUCACGGUGGUAGAGUCGCGAAAGCGUCUCCGGUUUGGGCGCAAAUCAUUCCCUGCCUCUCGAAGUCCGCGGUAGUCGAAGGAGGUGAGAUCAAGUACCACAGGGGGGGUCUCUUCCACUGCCGCCUGCGUUUCCUUCCCAAACAGCUGCUGAGCGCGGGGGGGGGCAGCCCUCUCAUGACCGCCGACGAUAUCAGGGAACUGAUUCUGGGCACCACACGCGUCGGCGAGGUCGCCGUGACAAGUGAGGACGAGCCUGCCGGGUCCGGCGCGCAUCGCCAUGUCCUUGGGGCACUGGCUGACACCAUAUGCGCCGGAGAAGAUGGCGACUACGUGCAGCGCUGCCUGAAGGACCAUGGUUUUGAAUUCUCGGAAAACCGCGCAAUCAUCCUGCCUCGAGUGUACGAGGAUCUGAUGGCGUGCCUCAUGACUUCGGUCGUCGAGCAGCAGGGAGAGGAGGAGGGCCACGUGUACUACCUGCGACUUCACAAGCUCCUCUCCUGCCCCAUGCCGCGGCAGUUUUUGAAGGCCAUCGAGCCGCACCAGAUCGUGGACCUUGCCUUCAGCUACGCCAUGCUGGGGUCCGCUCUGGAGGGCGAGGCUCUGAAGACGGCGGACGGCGUGUGGAGGGCGUACAAGGAGGACGCCAACCUUCAGAACGCUGUGGAGGCGCUUCACCAGAGGCACUCCAUGGAUUUAAACGCCGGACGCUACAAGCAGCAGCAACCAAGAAAUCUGCUGCAUACCAUAUACCACUUCAUGAACGACCUGGUGCCAUUGAGACUGUUGCUGGAAGACAUGCUCGUGCAAUCCGGGCAUUGUUCAGUGGAUGCGGCCUCCACACAGUCUGCAGCCAUUUAUGAAAGCGUGUUCGUCAAGGCAGACAGGCGCAGCCGUAAUCCCCUCAGCCUGGGAUUGCAGUUCCGUGACGGGCACCACAAAUCGCUGCGCUCCUGCACCAGAGGCUGGGGCCCCACGACGGAGUGCCUGGCGAGUUCCAUCGCCGACAAGGCACACGGCCAGGCCCCGGGGCACACCAGUCUCGCCCACAUCGACAGCGCGAAGGCCUGCACGUGCGGAAUCUUCCCCAUCAAGACGUGCAGAAACUUGAAAGAAAACGAUCGCAUCAUGCCGCUGGAAAACGUGGCCACGCUUGUGGGCGUGGAGACUCUGCGACUGGACACCAUCGAAGAACUGACCAGAGAGGAUGCCGUGCGCAUCGUGCAGCAGCUUGUGGCCCCCCUGAGCGAGGCCUGCCAGGAGCGCGACGCCAACGGCGUGCCGACCUGCCUUCGCGCCCUUGGCUGUGAAUUCGGGCAGGACGCCCAUGGUGGCCGGCACCCGCACAACGGCCCGGCUCCCAGCGGUGAAGCUCUCGUGGCGUGCCAAGACUGGUGGUUUGCAGUCGUAGACGCGCUUCAGGAAUCGCAGCAGCCGCUCGGAUACGAGGCACACGUGCUGGUGGGGGCGCUCGCGAGGCAUCCGCACGUCCAGCCGUACGAGAAAGAACUGACGGCCAUAUUGACGUCCAGGUCGGGUCUUGAAGGCUCAGGCACGACGACUUCCGACAAUGUUCGCACUCUCCUGCCAACGCUCCGAUGUCUUUUGCAGUGCGACCUGGGGAGAGUGUGCUUGGGAAUGGAGGGUUUUGCCGGCUACCUGGAGGAUGAUCAAUACUUGAAGCAGCAUGGCGUCACUCUGGAAUUCUUGAUGCUGUCGUGCCAGCCAGUCUCCUUCUUCACACUCGCCCAAGGGGUGGACGGCUACAGGCGAGCCGUCCUGGACCACGCCGACGAGACUCGGAUGCACCCAGCACAGGCGGCGAGUCUGGGGCUCAGCCGCUAUGAGGGCCAGGUGCUGUCGCGGUGUUUGGCGGACAUGGGCAUGCCGCAGAAAUCAGUGCUGAUGUGUGGCCUGGGAGCCAUCAGCCACGGUGUCCACGGUCACGAAGUGCAGUUGUCGAAGUUGCCGUUACUGGCGUGCCUUGCAUGCUCAGCGCAACAUAGCGCCGACCCCCAUGUCGACCUGAACAAAGAAAUCGGCGGAGGGCGGACGUUUGGCACUGCAAGAAAUCUCCUGCACAACGGUGGCAUGGGCAGCAUACGAGCCGUGUCGAGCUACUUCGGUGGCCUGGAUCACACCUUGCAGGGCUAUUUGAUGGCUAUGGUGGACACAGACCCCUGGACCCACCAUGCCGCCGCCACCGACAAUGUUCGAUUUAUGGUGGAGGUCCUGAAUUUGCUUUUUCACGAGGUGGAACUUUUGCCACAUGGCACAGCCACUGAAGGCAGUUACAAGAACGUUUUGGAAAUGGUCAUGCCCUUCGUAGCGGCCGUCCACAAGACAACCGGAGGGGACAGCGAGGCGGACCUGACGGUUGCCUUUGCCACUGCCCUUGCAGCAACCGAUAAGUCCCUUCGCGCCCUGCAAGAGUAUCGAAAGGAGGCUGGCGUGUCUCUUGGGAAUGCUGUGGGGCAGGCUCUGAAGCCCUGCAUGCAUGCAGGAGUGUGCAAGCCAGAUACGCAGUUUUUGGUGCACAAUUAUUUGCCGGGUUUGAAAGCAGUGCAUGAAGCGCUGGAAUCUUCGUCUGAAAUUCAUGACGCCAUCGUUGGCAUCAUCACAGCCUUGAACCUUCCGCUGGCGAGUGUGGACCAGGGAAUGUUCAGUGGACAUAUUGGCAGCGCUUUUGACCACAUUGUCUCGGCUGUCGGUAAGAUUGUGGGGGAAGCCGAUGCUGUGUGA